Molecule: messenger RNA, 8014 nt
Organism: Dermacentor albipictus
Lineage: Eukaryota; Metazoa; Arthropoda; Arachnida; Ixodida; Ixodidae
Gene: Oseg4
Product: intraflagellar transport protein Oseg4
Biological process (GO): non-motile cilium assembly; protein localization to cilium; intraciliary retrograde transport
Cellular component (GO): intraciliary transport particle A; non-motile cilium
Molecular function (GO): protein binding
Source: RefSeq, a predicted model, not a curated record
UCGUCAUGGCAGCUGUUUGUGCUUCUUUCUGUUGUGAUGUGCUGCUUUGAUCGGUGAUCGGCUGGUUUAAUGACUACUUUCGCCCGAUCCCACUGAAAACUAUACCCUCAGCGCUGCACAAGGCGGUCAUCAUGUUCAUUUACUUGAGCAAGAAGAUUGCCAUCCCCAACAACACAAGAAUUCAGUGUUUAGCGUGGAACAGAGAACAUGGUUAUAUAGCUUGUGGAGGCGACAAUGGGCUGUUAAAGGUGCUCAAGUUAGAAACGGAAAAAGACGGAAAAGUCAGGGGCCUCGCAGCUCCGAGCAACCUGUCUAUGAACCAGACACUAGAAGGACAUAGUGGAGUGGUGCAGGUUGUUGCUUGGAACUCGCAGUUUCAGAAGCUAACAUCUAGUGAUCAGAAUGGGCUCAUCAUAGUAUGGAUGCUCUAUAAAGGAUCAUGGUAUGAAGAAAUGAUCAACAACAGAAACAAGUCACUUGUUCGGGGCAUGGCGUGGAAUGCUGAUGGUCAGAAGAUCUGCAUUGUCUAUGAUGAUGGUGCUGUGAUUGUUGGCUCAGUGGAUGGGAACCGUAUAUGGGGCAAGGAACUGAAGAAUUUGCAUCUGCAUUUAGUGGAAUGGUCUCCCGAUGGGAAGUUCUUGUUGUUUGGAAUGCAGAAUGGCGAAGUUCAUGUUUACGAACAAGGCGGCAAUCCUGUGUCUAAGAUUCCGCUGCCACUUUUGCACGGUUCUGGUGGGACAAAGCUGAUCGGGGUGCACUGGUACAGCAGGUGUAUGCCUGAGCCCGGCUGUCCUGUCCUGGCCAUAGGCUACGAUAAUGGGAAAGUUCAACUGAUGAGCAACGAAAGUGAUGACUCUCCGCUUGUCUUGGACACAGACAUGGUCGCCACAUGCCUUCAGUGGAACCAUGAUGGGAGUAUGUUGGCUGUUACAGGGAAAAGUUAUGGCUCUGAGAGUGAGAAAAGAAACAUGGUCAAGUUCUUCAACCCUUAUGGCCAGUACCUUCACACAUUGAAAGUUCCCGGCAAGGAAAUAACCGCCUGUGCUUGGGAAGGAAUGGGACUUCGUAUCGCCUUGGCCGUGGAUUCGUUCAUAUUCUUUGCCAACAUACGCCCUGACUACAAGUGGUGCUUUUUGGCAAACACUGUGGCCUAUGCAUUCAACAAGGCAGACCGCAUUGAAAGCACAGUGAUCUUCUGGAAUACCAACACAAAUGAGAAAUAUGUAAAGUACAUAAAGCACCUGCAGAAGAUGUGUGCCAUGGGCGAAUUCUGUACAAUUGCCACUCGGGAAGAUGGGAACAGUCCAAAGUAUGCUCUGAUCGUGUGUAACUCCAUAGGCACACCAGUGGACAGCAUAACAACAGAAGUGGAGCCCCUGCACCUGUCCAUGACCGAAUCGCAUGUGUUCGCCGCAUCCAGGGACCAGAUCUUUGUGUGGCGCUUUCAGACACCUAGAGGGCGCACUGUGCUUGAGCUCUCUGGACAGCGCAGCAAGCCUGUACUCGAGAGGGUCAUACAUAUCAAUGAGGCUCCCACGGAAGGAGAGAAUUCAGACGACGUAGAUAAAAUUUAUGAAGCAAAGAAGAAGCAUCAGUUUCAGGUCAAUACAGACCCGAUAUGCUGCCUUGCUGCAUCGGAGAAAAUGUUCAUUGUGGGGCGAGAAUCAGGGACGUUUCAGCGCUACUCCAUGCCACAGCUGAUGCUCGUUCAGAAAUACGCCAUCUCCUGUCGACCCAACAAAAUCGCGCUAAACUGCACAUCUAGUCGAAUGUCAGUGAUAGACAUUACGGGCUGCUUACUCCUCUAUGACUUCGAGGCCAGGUCUUCGGAAGGAGAACAGCUGACCUUUGAACGCCGAGAUGUUUGGGACGUCAAGUGGGCAAAGGACAACUCUGAGCUGUUUGUGUUGAUGGAAAAGACUCGCAUGUACGUCUUCCGCAACUUGGAUCCAGAGGAACCGGUCAUGUCGAGUGGAUACAUUUGCAGCUUUUCAAAUUUGGAGAUCAGAACUGUCCUUUUGGAUGAAAUCAUGCAAGAUCCAGAGAACCCACGCCAGGAAUUUGUGUGCAACAUGGAAGCAAAGUCUUUGAGAGAUUCUAGAGACCUCUUAGCCAAGGUGGGCAUAGAGGAGGCGACACAGUUUAUUGAAGACAACUCCCACCCAAGACUGUGGCAACUUCUGGCUGAAGCGGCCCUGCAGAGAAUGGACUUUCAAACGGCGGAAACGGCUUUUGUGCGUUGCCGAGAUUACCAGGGAAUCCAGUUUGUCAAGCACAUAGCCACUUUGCCCAAUGAAGAUAUUCGCAAAGCAGAGGUCAAGGCAUAUUUCAAGCAGUUUGAUGAUGCCGAGAAAAUAUACCUGGAAAUCGACAGAAGGGAUCUGGCCGUGUCCUUACGCAAGAUGCUUGGAGACUGGUUCCGCGUUGUCCAGCUCCUGAAAAGCGGCAACAGUGGCACAGACGACAGGCAGCUCGAGGAAGCCUGGAAUGCAAUAGGGGACUACUACGCAGACAGGCACAAAUGGGACAAUGCAAUCACAUACUACAAGCAAGGGCAUAACCAUGGUCGCUUGGCUCAGGCUUAUUUUGCCAUGGAAGAUUACAAUGGUCUGGAGAACCUCAUGAAGAGCCUGCCAGAGGGGCAGCCGCUGCUGAAUGGCAUCGGUUCUAUGUUUGGAUCUGUUGGCAUGUGUAACCAGGCUGUGGAGGCAUAUAAGAAGUGCAAUGAAGUGAAAGCAGCUAUCGACACAUGCGUGUCCCUCAAUGAGUGGAACACAGCAAUUGAGCUUGCCAAGGAGUUCAACGUACGGGAAAUCGACACACUCUUGGCUCAGUAUGCACGGCGCCUUCUGGACGAAGGGAAGAUUCUUAGUGCUGUUGAGCUGUACCGAAAAGCAAAUCGUUUUCGGGAUGCUGCCCAACUGAUGUUCAAGGUUGCAGCUGAAGAAUCAAAAAAGAACCAUGCUCCGUCUCUUAUGAAGAAGAUAUAUGUGCUUGGAGCCACCUUGGUUGAAGAGCAUCGCAUGUUAUCGCGCAAGACAUCUAGGACCACAGGAAGCACGAAAGGCACAAAAGAGGCUAGCCUGGCACUGAAUGCGCUGAUGUCCGAUGACGCUAAGGGGGCAGGCACGUUCCAGCCACUGGACCAACCAUGGAGAGGUGCAGAGGCAUUUCAUUUUUACCUGCUCGCUCAGCGACAGCUCCACGAAGGUUUUGUUGAUGCUGCAAUGAGAACGGCUCUCAAUUUGAGGGAGUAUGAAGACAUCCUGGAUGGUUCUGAAAUAUAUGCACUCUUAGCGCUCACAAGCUGCGCAAAUCGUUCUUUUGGAACCUGCUCCAAGGCCUUUGCAAAGUUGGAGUCCCUGACAACAUUGACUGCCGACGAAAGGCAGGCCUUCCAGCAGCUGGCAGUGGACAUAUUCACCAAGCACUCUAGAAAUGACUCGAGGAAUGUGAAGAACGAAUGCCCAAACUGUGAAUCAACUGUUUCAGAAUGGACAACCACCUGUUCAAGCUGUGGGAGCAAGCUCCCCGUCUGCGUUGCCACCAGCCGAGUGCUGAAGGACCCGAGCCAGCAGUGGACCUGUCCCCUGUGCCGACACAGUGCUUACAAGCAGGACGUCUUGCAUCGGCACAGCUGUCCCCUGUGCCAUGCACCCAAGACGAGUGUCGCUUAGUACACUUGACCUAGCCACCACUCACAAAAUGUUUUGAGAGCAUGUUAUCUGAGAAAGAACAGAGCUCUUUAGCAGCCAGUGAAUCCCACCUUGAAUAUCGAAACUUGCAGUGCAUGCAUUCCUCGGACGACCACCACACUACUGAUGCAGAUUUCAGGCUGAUUGGGGAAGUAACUUGGAAAUGUAACUUUUCCAUAAAUUCCAUACUCUGCAAACUUUUGUGGUCAGGUGUGACUUUUGCUGGCUAACCAAGUUUGUCAGUUGCUUCCUUCACUGGAAUUGGUCUUGUUUGUAGCUUGAAGGCUGUGCCUUAAAAUGCCACAUACCACAUUAAAGGGCCCCUACAACACUUCUUGAGCAUGCUAAAAUAAAUAGGCCUAGUCGCUUUAUAUACAGUCCUCUCAUGAACACCUUAGCCAAACAUUAUUCCAAGUAUACGGUAUUACACUUGGACCUAGAAUUUUGCCCGAAAUACUGCUUACAUACACCUUCAAGUUCUUAAAACCGCUGCCACUUUUCACUGUUUGCUGCAGUGCUGUGACCAACACAACAGAUGUAGACCAGAUUUGUUUAAACUUCACAAUUAGAGAGUGCUUGCUGAAAGGAUCAAUGAUGGAGAAAUGUCACGAGUAAUAAUACGGUUGUGGCAGGUGGUGGCAGAGAACAAUGACACUGCCGAUAUAACGGCCUCUGAAGUCAGGCAACACAACGGACCAAUCUCAGAGGACAUGUUGAUACCAAAUGCCAGCUUUAUAAUCGGCAAAGCAACAUGAGCAUCCUCCUCCAUUGGCACAGCAGCGGAGUUCUGGCUAUAAGUAAACAGUGAAAUAAAUAGAAAUACUGAAGGCGUGACAGAGGUAGCACCUGACUGCCCAUAACUAUGCCCAUGCAGGAUGCAUUCAUAAACUUUUUGGUUAGAGAUGAUUUGUGAUGUCACAUCCUUUACUACCAGACCCAUUCGGCAUCUUUCUUGAAAGCUAUUGAGAGGCCCCUUUAAAUGUGAAGCAAAGAUUUAAGUGAAGCAAACCUUAUUAUAACAAGCAUGCUACUGUCUUUUGAUGGCCAUAUUUCAGAAUGAAGAAUGUUAUUGUAUUUAAAGAGAAUCCAGUUGUAAAUGCAAACUCCCACUUUUAGGGUAUGAGGUACUGAGGAAAGGGUUUGCUUACUUUCAUAUCAAAAUAGUGCCCUGUGCAAAUUGUCAGUUUCAAAGAAACUUUAAAGGGUACUUGUAUGCGAUCUCCAGUUAUAAACAGAUUAAUAGUGCUAUGUAUGUGGUUUGUUCACCUGAGCGUUAAGCUCUGUGCUUGCCUAUAUGUGUGUGUGUUUGAACAUUUGUGGUUUUGCUGAAACCUGCUUUGUUUUUUUUUUUUGUGCCUGUAACAUGUGCAGAGUUCUUUUGUUAUUGGUUUCGGGUCAUUUUUCGCACUGUUGCGAUAGGUAUUUGCAUGGCAUUUAGCCACACUUUAGUGCCUCGCAUGUUUGAUAUCGAAUAUCAGAUAUGAUAACUUGUGGUCUGUAAUAUAGUACUAGUGCCUUCAAGAGUGAACUGUAGUUACUUGUAACAGUGUGCUGCCUUUCUUCCAAAGUUGUACAAUCUUUGUUGAGCCCAGUGCCUUGGUGAGCACUCAUGUUUUUCUUGUUUUUUUUUUCUUCUUCUUACUAGAGCUGUAUAGGAUGUCAUAAGAGCGAAACCACGUUUGGCCCGUGUUUUUCUGAGCACUUACCUUUUUACAUUUUCUUCUGCAACUGUACAAUCUUCUGAGAAGAGAUGUAUUUUUUUCUUUUUUCCAUAGUCUGAAGUAAGUCUGGAGCAACAGCCAGUGCCAUGUGCUCAAAACCAAGCUGCAAUUAAGUACAGUGAUUCAGUUCUGCACAUAUAUUUGCUUUUUUGCAUGUAUCCUCUGAUUUGUGGGUUUCACAUAUACAGUCAAACCUGCUUAUAACAAACUUGAUAGUUCCCCGAUAAGUGGUCCUUGUAUCAGUUGUUUGUUAUAUGUGAACUCGCCCUGCAACACGUGCAAAAAUUAACGACGCUGAAGCUGGCUUGAACAGUUAUGAUUCGACACUAUUUCUGUCUGAAAAUUGGGUUUUUAUUACCUUCAUUUUUGUUCCUGGCUUCAUCUAGCAUCUAGCUGAAGUUCUUAUUAAAAACUUCAUCUAAAGAAAGAAAUAUGGUGUCAUAGCUUUUUCAAAACAGUGCCCAGCUGGUUCCGGUCGCCUGGCAUUUCAAAAGUAUGAGCACAGUCACUGCGAUUAUUUCUUCGAGAGCUUGUGAUAUAUUUUACUAUCAGCUUGGCAUCAGUGAGCUUUGCGUACAAUAACAAAAUGUUUCAGUCAGCUGGAAGCACAAACUACUACAGCAUGCUGGCAUUUUGCAAAGGUCUUGCCAUUAUGGCUGCAGCAUUGGCCACAUGUGCGCCGAGGGCUGCGAAGCUGCAUUUUCUAUGUUUGUUUGGCUAAAAAAGUGUGCAGUUCGAAAGGCAAAAUGCUGUCGCAAACCUUGGUCUCUUGAUAACGAUGCAGUAACUUCUGACUCUUGGCAACUUUGCAUGGCAGUGAUACAUCGUGGCGAAUUCACGCCGGCUGGGUGUAAAUGCGAUGACAAUCGUGCCCAAGGCGCUUGCUCAUUUCACUGGUUGUAUCUUUGUCACAGUUGGUCUUAAGCAGAGGUGUGCACUGCCAAGUACCCAGUUUGGAUGUACUUCCAUACUUCGAAACUUUGUGUGAGCCCUCAUUUUACCAUGAAUGGGUUUGAAGUGUCGUUGUAACAGUAUGUCGCUUUUGAAAACGUUUGUUAUAUCUGGUCGCAGUUUCUGCAUGCGGGGUUGUAAGAUCGUAAGUGCAGUGAAAUGUGCUUGUUAUAACCAAUAAUUCGUUAUACCUGGGAUCGCUAUGAGUGGGUUUGGCUGUAGUGGUGUUGUGCUGGCUGGCAUGUUGAAUUGUAGCACAUAAAUUCUUUGCGAGACUUCCUAAUCUUAAGCACAAACUAUUGUGUGAGAAUGCUUAAAUGCUCUUACUUGGCAACAUCUACACUAUUUAAAGUUAAUUGGUUCUUCCUUGCUAUAAGGCACCAUUGUUCAUGUAAUAUCGCUGCUUUGUGUGCACAGCCAAAGCUGAUCUCAGUUGACACUAACAAAGACAUACCAAUGACCAUCAACAUCACAAGGAAUUUGCCUCUCAGAACAUUGCACUAAAGAGUACUGAUAACUUGUACUUCACCCUCUCCAGUAGCUGCAGCCUUUUUAAAAUUUGUCUCGAGUGGAGUACCCGCUUGAGAAGCAAUGAGAUAUCAAUACUUAUCAUUCAUUGUAAAACUCGAAUUGUUGUGGUCUCAAAGAUUUGUGCUGUGCAAUCUAUGUUGCAAUAGUGCAAAGGUUGAUAAUAUGCUGCAAGUAUUUUUAGCUCCAACUUGUUCAGCCAUUCUGCUUUUAUAAAUGACUCUGCAAUUAUGUUUAUGACAGCAGCAUGUACUAGACAUUAACUUUCUUGUCCAACCGCAGAUAUUAAGGAUUGCUCACUCUAUUUGGUAGCUGUUGCCAUGCAAAGGGACAGGCUAAUGGGCGUACAGUGUUCUGAGUAUUUUGUACCUGCCUUGAAAUAAUAUUCAUGCUUUAAAAUUUGUUUCAUUUUCCCAUAUGCAUACAUUUUUGUCAUUUGGAUGUUGUCAUCUUUCUUCCUGCUUGAGAAGGAGUGUACUAUAUGGAGCUGCGAAAUGUGAACUGAUGACUUACACCGCCCAGAAAGGUAGUUGCACAAUCUUGUGGUGUAACGGAUACCCUUUUAUGACAUUGCUAAGUGUCAAUCGAUCUCUUGCACCCCAAAAAGGCAUCAGUUACAUUAUUUUGUGGUCUGACACCCUUUUAUGAUGCUAAUAGGCGUUUAAGCAAUCAUCUAGACCCCCCAAAAAAAUUUUACACCAUUGCGUGAUGUUUACCAAUGCCCUUCCUGAAUGUGCAAGCCAAAGAAUGCACCUUAUGUUAGAAACUCUAUGGGAUACCCUUAUUAUGUUCUGUACUAUGCUGAAAUGUCAGAAUUUAGCUAGAGUUGAGCUUUUGUCUUCAGCUGCAUUGUACAGUAAGGCAUCACCUUCAUUGCCGAAUCGUAGAGGCUGAUUUUUGCUUUCUCCAGGCCUUCAGCAUAGAUCUCCGACGACGCACACUAUUUGCUUGCAUGCUGAAAGCUGGUCUGACACUUCAGCCUAGUUUGCCUCCUAGUUCUUGCUGGUUACCAACUUCAAGUGAGUGUGUGUGUUUCUUUUGGUCUACCCAAGUGCCGUCAUGUGAGCAUCAUGUCAGAUGUCUGAAUUGCACUAAAAAUGAUUAAAUAUCUGCCCUGUA